AUGGCAAGUGUGAAGGAGAAUGAUCCAUCUACUAAUUGGGAAACCAGUUUGGAAAGAGUCGAAAAAAAGUUCAAUAUAGAGGAUCACAACAACGAUCAAAACAAGUUUAAAAAGAUUGAGAUGCUGGUCUUCAAUGGCGAGGAUCUUGAUUCAUGGAUUAAACGAUCUAGGGACCAUGAAGAGAGGAAAAAAUUACAGAAUGAAGAGAUAUGCUUACCAUCAGAAGCAAGAAAUGAAAAGGCUAGUUGGCAAAAUGUUGAUCUCCAGGGUUAUAAGACCAUGCAACAGCUUGUAUUCAGAAGCCCAGUCCUCUUAGUGAAAAAGAAAGAUGGUAGCUGGUGUUUCUACAUGGAUUAUAGGGCAUUGAAGAAUGCUACUGUCCCAGAUAAAUUUCCAAUCCCAGUUAUAGAAGAACUGUUUGAUGAAUUGAAUGAAGCAUUCAUAUUCUAA
Cucumis melo (muskmelon) is the source of this 450-nucleotide messenger RNA. RefSeq lists its product as uncharacterized. The coding region runs from base 1 to 450 and encodes 149 amino acids. The record is from RefSeq and is a predicted model, not a curated record. The transcript has 3 exons. NCBI's taxonomy places the organism in Eukaryota, Viridiplantae, Streptophyta, Magnoliopsida, Cucurbitales, Cucurbitaceae.